UGCACUGCGCGCUCUGCUUCACAGUGUAAGCAAGAGGCUAAGGAGGGUUCGACCGCCCUGGUUUCCCAGUAGAAACAACUGUCCCAAGAUCCGAGGUAGCAUACUAAGAAGAAACCGGGAAUUAAUUGGCCGUACAAAUCACAUCUUUUUUUGUGUGCUUUUUUUCCCCCCAACUUCAUAGUCGGCCAGCAUGUUUUGUACAACCUUUUGGUUGCUCCUGGUGUCUGCGCAUGUGGCCUCGACUGCGAUACAUAACGGGAGCUCCAUCGUGAGAACGUUCGCCAUAACACGCACGGUCCAGAGGCCCACCGACGAGCCCUUUGACUCGGACUCGUACGGUGACACAAGCUGGAAACAUUUCGUCAUUUGGGCACCGGAAGAGCUGCAAAACAACUCCUACAAUUCAGCAAACGAGACUUGGCCGAGCGAACACAUCUCAAAGCAGGCCCGGCAGUUUCUGAGCAGUCCUCUGUCCACGGUCUUCAUCCCGUCGUUCUACACGCUGGUGUGUCUGCUGAGCUUGCCCCUCAACGGCCUCGCCCUUGUGACGUUCGCACGGCAGGUGCGUCCCGUCAAACCGGCGGUGGUCUUCAUGUUGAACCUGGCCGGGGCGGACCUGCUCUUUGCUCUGCUGCUGCCCUUCAAGAUCCACUACCACUUCAACGGCAACGACUGGACAUUCGACCCGCUUCUGUGCCGCGUGGUCACGGCCAGCUUCUACUGCAACAUGCACUGCUCCGUGCUGCUCAUCGCCUGCAUCAGCGUGGACCGCCUGCUUGCCGUCGUCUACCCCAUCCGUUCGCUGGGCUGGCGCCGGCCGCGCUACGCCGCCGCGGCCUGCGGCACAGCCUGGACCCUGGCGCUGGUGGGCUCCGCCCCACUGGCGCUGACGGAGCAGACGGUCCGGCUGGACCAGCUGGGCAUCACCACCUGCCACGACGUCCAGCAGAUAGAGCAGCUGCAGUGGUAUUACAAGGUGUACUUCUCCACCGUGGCCGUCGCUCUCUUCCUCCUGCCCAUGCUCGUUACCCUGGGGUGCUACGCCCUCGUCAUCUGGGCGCUGCGGAGGGUGCCGGACAAAGUGGGCCAUCACUCGCGUAAGAAGGCCCGGGCCAUGUCCAUGGCUCUGAUCGUGCUGAUGCUGUUCCUGGUUUGUUUCGCCCCCACCAACUGUCUGCUGCUACUGCACUACCUCCAGUUCAGCCCCCUGGUUGGUGGCGCCGACGGCUCCUAUGUGGCCUACCUGGUGUUCCUGUGUGUGGGGAGCCUCAACUGCUGUCUGGACCCUCUGGUCUACUACUUUGGCUCGUCUCAGUGCCAGCGGCAGCUCUCUGCCACGCUUGGCUGCCGGAAGGGGCUUGAUAGUGGCAGGAAGAACAGAUACUCAUGCUCUGAGACCUCCUCCAGAACUGUGUUGAGGUCCAGCCACGCCGGGUUCACCAGUCUGAAGGCCAAACCUCCGGGAGCCAAACUGGACUCUUUCCAGGCCAGCCUCGAAAGCCAGUACAAGAAGCUUCUUGUUUAGAUCAAAACCUGAAUGUACUGGAUUGGUUAGCCCCGGCACAAAGGCUUUUACAUAGGAAAUUAAAACAAAGCUUUGAACCUGUAAAAAAGUGAAUUGGUUGUAUAUAUUUAAUUUGCUUUGAUUUAUAAAUGUGAAUGAACCAAAGUAUUAUUUUCUUAUUAGAAGCUUUUAUCAAAGAUAACUGAAAAUGUUUCUAUUUAUCUACCUAUAAGUAUCUACAUCAUGCAGGUUAUUCAGGCCUUCCUGCCUAUGGACCCUCGAUAUUAGUUUUGCACGCUUACAAAGUCUACAUGCACUCAUAUUCCUUUAUUUUAUAGGACUCGAAGUGAGCUGAAUAAACUAAAUCAAUACAAAAAAACAUGUAA
Messenger RNA from Gadus morhua (Atlantic cod), 1890 nucleotides. RefSeq names its product proteinase-activated receptor 1. Gene Ontology annotation, cellular component: plasma membrane. The record is from RefSeq and is a predicted model, not a curated record. Gene Ontology annotation, biological process: positive regulation of blood coagulation; positive regulation of Rho protein signal transduction; thrombin-activated receptor signaling pathway. Gene Ontology annotation, molecular function: thrombin-activated receptor activity. The transcript is spliced from 2 exons. Bases 191 to 1525 code for a protein of 444 amino acids. NCBI's taxonomy places the organism in Eukaryota, Metazoa, Chordata, Actinopteri, Gadiformes, Gadidae.